Molecule: messenger RNA, 1549 nt
Organism: Haliotis rubra (blacklip abalone)
Lineage: Eukaryota; Metazoa; Mollusca; Gastropoda; Lepetellida; Haliotidae
Product: leukocyte receptor cluster member 1 homolog
Source: RefSeq, a predicted model, not a curated record
GUGUUUUGGAUUGGGAUGAAUAUCCUACCACAUAAAAGUUGGCAUGUACGGACAAAGAAGAACAUCGAGAGAGUUCGUAAAGAUGAAGAGAAAGCUGCUGAAGAGGAGAAAGAGAGGCUGAGGAAGAUUGCUCUUGCAGAGCAAGAAGCGAGAACAGAUUUGCUCCGAAAACGAGCAAAGUCUCGUAUUGAGCAUGCCCCUUCGGAUCAGAUAGAAGAUGGACCCGUAGCGGGAGCUGGGGAGCUACAGGGAGGUGAAGAGGCUGAGUCUACAGCUGUGUUAGAGGCUGAGUCUACAGCUGUGUUAGGGGCUGAUCACCAGCCACGACACAUCAACUUCUUCAAGGAAAUAGAAGAUGGGAUGAAGAAGCAUGGUAAAAAUGCAGACCAUGAGGCGGAGAAGAAGGCUGAGAAGGAGAAGUGGGAGAAGAGCAUCGGCUUGCUGACAUACCUGGGUCAGAGCGCAGUGGAGACUCAGGAGUCUUCCCCCUGGUAUCUGGUGCCACAGAAGAGGAAGCGGAAGAAAGAUGACGAGGAAGAGGAGGAGGAAGAAGAAAAGAAAUUUGAUUUGAAGUCAAUGAAGGAACGCAAAAGACAGGAACACCUUGACCCUAUGAACAAGAUGAAAGAAUAUGUCCACAAGAAAAAACACAAGCACCACAAAGAAAAGAAACACAAGCACCACAGCAAGGUCAAGGACCACCACAGCAGGGUCAAGGACAGCAAGGUCAAGGAUCACAAACACAAGAAGGGCUCCAGUCAAGGCAGUUCCAGUAAGACGAUGGAGCAGCUACGUGCAGCGCGGUUGCGGAGGGAGGGGGAUGAGAGGAAGAAGACACAGAUGCUGAUGGCAAGGUUACGUGGAGACGCACCAGCCGAACCUGUGGAAGAACCUGUUGGUGAUCGACAACGGAAAUAUAACUCUCAGUAUAACCCAGAGUCUGUGCGGCAGCCGAAGAAGAAAUUCAGACCAUCUGAUGUGUAUGUCUAAGUGACAGAUUAGUGUUUGAUGGAUGCUUGACAGAGACAUGCUCAGUGGAAGUAUUCUUCAGUUGGAGGAGAUUGUUUGUGUGCAUGAGUGAGUGAGUGAGUGAUGCUGGUCGUCAUUAAUAUCACUUUGAUUUAAACAAUGAGUUUGAAUUGGUCCUAGAGGAUCGUAAUGCACAACUCAGAACAGUGUGUGAAUUUGUGUCUGCAUGCAUUUGUGUGUUUGUGUGUGUGCAUGCAUGUGCCUGUGGGUAUUUUAAAGAGUUUAUGAGUGUGUGUGUUUGCGUAUCGAAUGUUUUGGUACAGUACACAUAAUCUGUACAUCACCACAAAUUUAUUUUGGGGGCAAUUGUAUUUCUGUGACAGUGAGCAUUUCUGUUUGAUCCCAUGCAAAUAUUUCUAUCAGCCUAAGUAACCAACAUGUUUAUCUUUUGGAAACACUUGUUGUUGCAGCUUAUUAUUUGUUGGUCUUUUUUUAUCUCAGAUUUGAGAAUAAUUUCUACUGACAUCAGUUACACACAUGUAAAACAUUUAGAAAUUGUAAAUAAAAAUGAACUGACCUG